GUGUGUGUGUGCGGUGUAAUCGGUGACGUAUGAGUAGACUAGACUCUUUACUGUACUCGUUGGGUCAGCACUGCAGAGAUUAGUUUGCUACACAGACAGGGAUUCCUGAACCCGAAUCAUGCACAUCGUCAUUACAACUAAAUGGGAGUGGAGCAGAAAUUGUGCAAGAUAUGGAUAGAUUCCGUUGGUCCUAUAAAUAUUGCGCGGUCGUUGCUUCGAUUCAAGUUUCCACAUAGUCCCCCAUUCCAUUAUAAUGCUGCUCGAGGACUCGGCUCUUUGGAACCAUCGUGGUGUGCUGAUUUCCUCACGUGGGUUUUCUGUUAAAAGUGGCGAGGCUGGGAUAAACACAGGAACAUUUGCAAACAAGAGGCAUUAGCGCGGGUACAUUUGUUUCGUUUUUUUUUUUGUUGACUUGCUGUGAUUUCUGAAGUCGAGGAGGAAGGUGUAACGUUAGGUAGUUGUGAUCCAGCAACAAACAACAAAAAAAACAAGCUGAAACAUGGGGAACGCAGGGAGUAUGGACCAGCAAACUGAUUUCAGGGGACAUAACAUGCCUCUGAAGCUGCCUAUGCCGGAGCCAGGCGAAUUGGAGGAGAGAUUCGCAAUCGUUUUGAACUCUAUGAACCUUCCUCCAGACAAAGCGCGACUAUUGCGGCAGUACGACAACGAGAAGAAGUGGGAACUUAUCUGUGAUCAGGAACGAUUCCAAGUGAAGAACCCCCCCCACACAUACAUCCAGAAGCUGAGGGGCUUUUUGGACCCGGCCGCCACCAGGAAGAAAUUCAGACGGAGGGUGCAGGAGUCCACCCAGGUCCUGAGAGAACUGGAAAUUUCAUUAAGGACCAAUCACAUAGGGUGGGUGAGAGAGUUCUUAAACGAAGAAAACAAAGGCCUGGACGUACUGGUGGAGUAUCUGUCUUUUGCGCAGUACGCUGUCACGUUUGAUGGCGACAGCGUGGAGAACAACCCGGAGAAGUCGGUGGACAAGCCCUGGAGCAGAUCCAUAGAGGACCUGCACGGGGGGAGUAACCUCCCGUCCCCCGUCAGCGGGAACAGCAUUACCCGCGCCGGGCGACACGCCACGCUACGUUACCUCCUGACACAGGCUGACAAGUCAAGGACACCGAGCUCUUUGAAAUGCCCAAAAUAUUCGCAAGGACGAUGUUGCAACGCGUUGCCGAGCCGGAGAACUCUGAAGAACUCCCGGCUGGUCUGUAAGAAGGACGACGUCCACGUCUGCAUCAUGUGCCUGCGAGCCAUCAUGAACUACCAGUACGGCUUCAACAUGGUGAUGUCCCACCCGCACGCUGUGAAUGAAAUUGCACUAAGUCUGAACAAUAAGAAUCCCAGAACCAAAGCUCUGGUGUUGGAGCUGCUGGCCGCCGUGUGUCUCGUGAGGGGGGGACACGAAAUCAUUCUCUCUGCGUUCGACAACUUCAAGGAGGUGUGUGCUGAGACGCAGCGGUUCGAGAGGCUGAUGGAACACUUCAAGGACAUGGACAACAACAUCGACUUUAUGGUGGCGUGUAUGCAGUUCAUCAACAUCGUAGUCCACUCGGUAGAGGACAUGAACUUCCGGGUUCACCUGCAGUACGACUUCACCAAGCUCUGUCUGGACACCUACCUGGAUAAGCUGAAGCACACGGAGAGUGACAAGCUGUCGGUGCAGAUCCAGGCCUACCUGGACAACGUGUUUGACGUGGGCGCCCUGCUGGAGGACGCCGAGACCAAGAACGCCGCGCUGGAGCGCGUGGAGGAGCUGGAGGAGAACAUGUCACAUAUGACGGAGAAGCUGCAGGACACGGAGAACGAGGCCAUGUCAAAAAUCGUGGAGCUGGAGAAACAGCUGAUGACGCGCAACAAGGAGCUCGACUCGAUCCGGGAGGUGUACAAGGACGCCAACUCGCAGGUGCACACACUGCGGCGGAUGGUGAAGGAGAAGGACGAGGCCAUCCAGAGGCAGUGCAACCUGGAGAAGAAGAUCCACGAGCUGGAGAAGCAGGGCACCAUGACGAUCCAGAAGAAGGGCGACGAGGAUAUCUCCAACCUGCCCUCGCCGCCCGCCCCCGGGGGCCCGCUGGUGGCUGGCGUGCCAGGGGUCUAUAACGGGGGCACAGUCAGCCCGAUGGGGUCGAAUGGGAUCCCGGGGAUGCCCGCGCCGCCCCCUCCUCCUCCCCCACCGCUUGUGCCUGGGACGGUACCAAAUGGGCCUUUGGCUGGUCCCAUCGCUCCUCCCCCUCCCCCGCCGCCCCCUCCUCCCCCGCCUCCCCCCGGCCCCAUGGAGGUGUCUGCUCCCCUGCCCCCGCCUCCACCCCCCAUGGCCCCCCCGCUCCCGGGCUGUGGAUCCCCCACCGUCAUCUUCAAUUCAGGGUUAGCAGAGGGGCCCAUCAAACUGUUCUCCGUGAAGAUUAAAAAGCCCAUCAAGACCAAGUUCCGUUUGCCCGUGUUCAACUGGGUGGCGCUGAAGCCCAACCAAAUCAACGGCACUGUGUUCAACGAGAUCGACGACGAGAGGAUACUGGAGGACCUGAAUGUGGAUGAGUUUGAGGAGAUGUUCAAGACGAAAGCCCAGGGACCGGCCAUCGACUUGAUCAUGAGCAAGACCAAGGUCAUCCAGAAGGGGCCCAACAAGGUGGCACUGCUGGACGCCAACCGGGCCAAAAACAUGGCCAUCACCCUGAGGAAAGUGGGAAAGGCCCCUGAGGAGAUCUGCAAGGCCAUCCAGCUGUUUGACCUGCGCACCCUGUCGGUGGACUACGUGGAGUGUCUGAUGCGCUUCCUGCCCACGGAGAGCGAGGUGAAGAUCAUGCGUCAGUACGAGAAGGAGAGGAAGCCCGUGGAGGCGCUGACGGACGAGGACCGCUUCAUGAUGCACUUCAGCAAGAUCGAGCGGCUCAUGCAGAAGAUGACCAUCAUGGCCUUCAUUGGCAACUUCUGCGAGAGCGUGCAGAUGCUGACGCCGCAACUCCAUGCGGUCAUCGCAGCAUCUGUGUCAAUAAAGUCCUCACAGAAACUCAAGAAAAUUCUCGAAAUCAUCUUGGCGCUCGGAAACUACAUGAACAGCAGCAAACGGGGAGCAGUAUACGGUUUCAAGCUACAGAGUUUAGAUUUGCUACUGGACACCAAGUCGACAGACCGGAAAAUGACUCUGCUGCACUACAUAGCCAACGUGGUGAAGGAGAAGUACCAGCAGGUCAAUCUGUUCUACAACGAACUGCAUUACGUGGAGAAGGCCGCAGCAGUGUCGUUAGAGAACGUUCUGCUGGAUGUGAAGGAGCUCCAGCGGGGAAUGGACCUGACCAAGAGAGAGUACAGCAUGCACGGUCACAACACCAUGCUCAAAGACUUCAUCACACACAACGAGGGCAAGCUGAAAAAGCUGCAGGACGAAGCCAAGAUCGCGCUGGACGCCUUCGACGAGGCCGUCAAAUUCUUCGGCGAGAAUUCCAAAACGACGCCCCCGUCCGUGUUCUUCCCGGUGUUUGUGCGCUUUGUCAAGGCCUACAGGCAAGCGGAGGAGGACAACGAGCAAAGGAAGAGAGCAGAGCUGAUGAUGAUGGAGAAGCUUCUGGAGCAGGAGGCCAUGCUGGACCAGGAGGACCAGAAGUCUCCGUCCCAUAAGAACACCCGGGGCAGGAGUCAGCAGCAGGAGGUGAUAGCUGAGCUGAGGAAGAAGCAGGUGAAGGAUACGGGCAGCCGCCACGUCUACGAGGGAAAGGACGGGGCCAUCGAGGACAUCAUCACGGUGCUGAAGACAGUGCCCUUUACCGCCCGCACAGCCAAACGGGGCUCUCGGUUCUUCUGCGAGCCGGUUCACAAUGAGGAGAACCAUUACUAAAGCUUAGAACUCUCUCUCUGAAAGAUCUUCGAAAUCAGCCUUACAGGAGAGCCGACGCGGUGAGGAGGAGCGUCAGAAGGCGCUUUGACGACCAAAACUUGCGGCCGGUCAACAACACUGAAGUUGUCAUGUGACGAGGGAACAGUGCAUGUGCUCAGAGAGGGGUGAAGGGGGGUGAUGUGGAUGUAACAGCCUCUCACUCUGGACUGAAAGAGAAAUGGAUGGACUGGAAGAGAUGGCUAGACUGAAAGGAAAGAGAGAUGGAUGGGUCUGAAAGGUCAGUCAUAGGGAACCUUAGACAAGCCAAGUGCCUGAAACGUACUUUUUAUGUGAUCAGUUUAAUUUUUUCAUUACUUCAAGCAAUGCAACUUGACCUGGCUUUAACUGUAAUUUCCUUUGAUGUGUAAAACUGGACUCGAACCUCCGUAGGGGGAAUUCCUGGAAGAGAUUUUUGUGAGAUGUGUAGAAUGUACGUGACACGGUUCCCGUUAUGCCUCGAUCACACCUCCCAGUGUCAUUGCGUUUUGGUACACCAGAAGCACAUGCAUUUCCAAUGGAGGCGCUGCGUUUGCCUUUGCCGCGUGGCAUUGGCAGUUGCAGUGCGCUCGAGUGUCGGUGUGUACGUCGGACCAACCAAACGUACGCAUCACAUUCUAUGCGUAGACGGCUUGACAGAAACGGUAGCAGAAAGGUGAAUGUGGAACUUCUGUUGCGCACAUAUCCAGAUGAGGCCGCGUACCAUUUUGCGCAUGACACUGCAGGUGUGUUCGAGGCGUUAGGCGUCAAAGUAUUCCGCCACAGGUGAUGAAUUUGAUAUUCAAUUGCAAGUAUCUUAUUACAUUCCUGGUGCUACUGCCAUUGCUCUUGGAAUUCCAACAAUGUGCUCGAGUGGCACUUAAAAAACGCAUUAGCUUUUCCAUCGUUGCUAAAGGGCUAAUGGCCUUAUUAAAGGGGACAAGUCUUAGAUUAAAUACUAUGAAGCAGUGAUCCAAAACUAAUAUGCUCAAUGAAAGUACUUAAGCAAGUAUCAGGUAGACUUCUGUACACCAACGUGUGACCACAGUUCGAGAAAUCGUAUCGGAAAUAAUAUAACUCAGAGAGGUGUGGCUCUCUCGAAAUGAGACCAGGCUAAUGUGAAUUGUGUAUAGCUAGGCCUCUAUAUUACGGUAUUAACAUCUCAUUCAUCGGUGUUAACAUGGUUAGUGGACCAAGUCGUGAAUUAUUAGCUCUAUCUAGAGAGAACUACAGUACCAGUCAAAGGUUUGGACACACCUACUCAAUCAAGAGUUUCUGUAUUUAUUGACUAUUUUCUACAUUGUAGAAUAAUAGUGAAGGUAUCAAAACUAUGAAAUAAUACAUAUGGAA
This is a messenger RNA of Oncorhynchus mykiss (rainbow trout), 5203 nucleotides long. NCBI's taxonomy places the organism in Eukaryota, Metazoa, Chordata, Actinopteri, Salmoniformes, Salmonidae. The record is from RefSeq and is a predicted model, not a curated record.